Messenger RNA from Symbiodinium natans, 840 nucleotides. The record is from the annotation of a GenBank genome assembly. Lineage: Eukaryota; Dinophyceae; Suessiales; Symbiodiniaceae.
AUGGCGUGUUUCAACGUCAGUGGUCACGUCACCAUCGGCAAGGGGCAAGCUACCAUGAUCUUAACACCUACGACCUCCGAUGAUCCCAUGACGACGACCCCGUCCAGCGAGUCCAGCGUAAUGGCAUCAGUGCAACCUGAGAGCCUCCAAUCGCAAAUCGAGACCAUCCGCUACAACAUCUCCAACAAUGUCAUAGAGGUCCACGACUCUCGGAAGCCGGUCACUCGCACGGUGCUCUCCACGAUGAUGUGCAACAUACAGCGGCAGUUGAGUCUAUCACCUGUCGGACUUGUCGGUCCAUGGCCACAGAUGGCAACAGAAAAAUUGGAACAAGUUCUUCGUGUUCCCAAGCGUGCUCGCAGCAAGCACAGCUCCCCGGCACAAGCACUUUGCGAUGGACAUGUGGAUGAUGGCCCCUCCUCAGAGAACGUGCUUCCCAAAGAGAAAAAUGGACGCAAGAGUCCCGUCUCGAGCUCAUCUUCAAGUUCUUCCAGUUCGGAGUCGGCAAGCUCGUCGCAGUCUUCUUCUAAGAAGUCAACCAAGCGCCAGAAGAAAACCGAGAAGGUAGCCUCGUCACCGUCGUCAUCAAAGUCGACAAAGUCAAAGCUUACCCCAGAGAUUGCGACGGACAUCUUGGAUUGCUUCCUGGUGGAACACCCCCAGUUUCUAGAGUUGGAGGCGAACAAGCAGGACCUUGAAGCAACUGUCGCCACCCUUGAGCAGCAAGUUGAAAAGCACGAGACUCGCAUCUUCAUCCUGGAGAGCGACAUCCAGGAGUAUGAGUACGAGAACGCACAACUUCGUCAGAAACUCGAGGAGCUCCAGAAAAACCUUCCCUAG